Molecule: messenger RNA, 1482 nt
Organism: Recurvomyces mirabilis
Lineage: Eukaryota; Fungi; Ascomycota; Dothideomycetes; Mycosphaerellales; Teratosphaeriaceae
Exons: 2
Coding region: 1-1482 (493 amino acids)
Source: RefSeq, a predicted model, not a curated record
AUGGGCCUGUUCGUGGCCCAAGACGGCUAUUACCAAGGCUGGCUGGCCACCUUGUUAUGUUGCUUCGCAGCUGUUGGCGAAGACGAACACCCAGCUGAGCUGGAUCGAUCUCGAGCUGCCGCUCGCCCCGUUGUUUGUCGAACACAACCGCAAGCUGUAUCGAGUCUGCCGCGUGUGCUCACCCUGCCCGCCCAGCAGCAAUCUGACUAUCAUGAGCCUCCGUCGUCUUCCACAUAUCCUUCCGAGGGUCCACCAUCUUUGCAACCUUUACGACUUGGUGAUAGUUCCCUCCUAGGCCCACGACCUCGAAACGAUGAUCGCUUUGACUCCUUCGGCCACGCUGCCCGACCAAGCAUUAGUGCGCCGAACGCAUUUCGCCGACUCGACUUCACAGAGGGACAACGUGCAGGCCUAAUCCCACUGAGGCUGGGUCCGGUAGUGCUCACACAGUCUACACCGGCGCCACGAGAGUCGUCUAUCACACCCGAGGAACGAAUGACGAGUGCACAUCAACGCUCGGACUCGACACAGGAGCUAUUGCCAUCAGCCAAACGCGAAAGCUACCGCCAAAAUAGAGGUACGCCCUUCCAAAGGUGCCAACGAGGAAGCGUGGUAGCUCUUGAACCUCAACAAACGCCGCUCGCGACCGAAGAGGUUCGACCGCCUACACUGGUGCUUGCAACAUCUUCAGCCGGGAUUGCUAGACCUCAACCUUCACGACAGUCGUCUUCUAGUACACUACGAAGAUUAUCGUCAGAGGGUCCAUCGCCACUGGAAGGACCAGGAAAAUCUACCGAGCGCAACCGGCUCAGACGGAAGCGUUCAGCACAAUUGCUGCCGAAGUCCUCCUCGGACACUUUCGACUUGGGCAUAGAAAAGGAAGUGCUAGAGCUGAAUACCAUUGUCGAGGAGAAACGAGCAGACACGUCUCGACCCAAAAGUCCAGAGCCGCAACACAUAGCCGCUAUUGCUCCUGGCAUGCAAGUCCGUGCAAGGUCAGAGACGUUGAACGACAUAGGCUCUGCGCUGGCACGACCGCUCACAGCCCGUGAGCCAUCCCGCAUUUUCGAUCACGAAGUCAUGUCUCGAACUAUCACUAGACCGUCUACAGCACAAGGAGGUCCAUACACGCGCAACAGCUCGAGAGUGUCGGGCUGGCUGUCAGGAUUGUGGACCACGAACACCACUCCUGCCGUCGCCGGACAUGAACUGUUCUACAAAUGCGCACCUUCAUCGCGCCCAAGACCGUGGUCUGAGGCCUCUCUGUGCAGUACAGCUACGCAUAUCGAGUCGCCAUCCCUCACCCUCGCAUCUUCGCUGACGUCGAAAACUCACAGCCGGUCUCUGACUGCCGAGUCAAGAAUAACCACGCUGUCGCCACCCUCGACCGUCUAUGACCACGAGAUGCCGGACAUAAGGAAGGACGCUGGAGUACAUUGGCCCCUUGGGAUCACACGAAGCCAAGUUGGAUUGGCGAUGUAG